Molecule: messenger RNA, 8292 nt
Organism: Dreissena polymorpha
Lineage: Eukaryota; Metazoa; Mollusca; Bivalvia; Myida; Dreissenidae
Exons: 7
Coding region: 98-6709 (2203 amino acids)
Source: RefSeq, a predicted model, not a curated record
CAUCCGGUUGAGCUUGACAUUUGGCGGGAAAAUAAAACAACGAGCACACGAUAGUGAAUGCGGAUUGCUGAACAUUGAUGAUGACAAUUGUAACGCAAUGCAUAAUACAAAGAACACAGGCGAGAAAAGAAAAUGUUUAAAGGACUUUAGUUUGAAAGGAAUACCAGACGCUAUUGCCAAGGAGAUAACAUGCCUAGUUGAAACUGCUAAAAUUGCCAAAGAUGACAUUGAUGAUUACUUCUGUGUCACAGUCAAAAACAUGUGGGAAAUGUGCUCUCAUGGCCAGUGUGUACAAUUUUUUAAGAAUCUGCAACAUAAAAACCUGUCCCAUGUCCGGUCCAAAAGUCGCUACAUUUGUUCUGCAAUGAGAGCCAUCAUAAACAACAGUCAUCGAGAGAUGUUCACAGACCUAGGUGUCAGGGACUCUAGACCGCAAUGGACAUCAAUUGACAAUGGACAAUGGUCUCAAGACAGGUCAAGAAACCUAUACAGACUGCAUACAGAUCACCAGAGGGAUAGAUGGAACACAUUUCGCAUCUCACAUCGUGAACGGUCACAUCCAUAUCCGUCUGCGACAGCGUUAAGAGAACGUAGAGGACCAGCAGAUGUUGAAUGCAAGGAGAGGUCUCAGCAGCAGCCAGGUUGGCAAGGCAACGAUGCGUUGUUUAAACAUCAAGUGAACUGUCUGUCAGGAAAGAUGGUACCUCGAGUUGAUCGUGGCUUUGUUAGAAUAAACAACAGCUGCCUUAGAGAAAGGAGUAUAAACAGUUUUUCUGUUAGGAUCAGUGAUUAUUCUGUAAAUAAUCAAUUUACCCUGAAUGAGCAAAAACUAUCACAGAAAGGUUUAUUUGUCAACAAUAUACAAUCUAACCAAGGUUUGUGCGCAGAACAAUGUAAGAGGUUUGACCAGAUGCCUGGAGUAGAACCACAGUGGACUGUGGAAGAAGAAAUGUGUCGUGGGAUUGUGCCAUCAUCACAAGAACUUCAGCCAGUCUCACAGCAAAUUCCCAUGUCCCUAUUGGUAUUGCCACCACCACCUCCACCUCCAGUAUCCCCUGUGAUCCCUGUAACUUCUGGGACCCACUCCUGCCCUAACUAUGGUGAAGGUAACUGUGUAGCUUUUAAGAUGGCUUGUUCUGUGAUGCAACCAAACAUGAGGCAUUCAAAAGCUGCUCCAAGUUUAUUAGUUCGGAACCAACCAGUUUUUGCUACAGGCGUGCCUCUGUCAGAAUCAGGUGAAGAUUGUAACAGGCAUUUAACUGGACCAGAUUGUGAGAACACAUACAUUCCACCAGUGGAAGCUCAGGAUGAAGAUAUUAGACAGGCUCUUCCUGUUAGCCAAUCCACCACAAGUAUAGGUAAAACAUUGUCAGGAGCUGUAGCAAAUUCCAGGAACACUCAUUCAGACAUGCAUGCUGUGAAUUCUUACGCAUCAUUUGAACACACAAACAUUCAAGACAUGAACAGUAAAAGCAGUAAAGAGAGUGGUAAUGAAUCUGUCGCAGAACGUGUCUGUGAGACACCCAGGUCUUAUUUCGAACCUUUGGCUUUGUCUGUAGAACUAAUUCCUUUGCCUAGUCAGUAUGAUAAGCACUGUGCUCAUGGUACAGAUAUUGAAAGAAGUUGUUCUCGUAGGGAUUGCUGGGAAAAAGAUAAAAACAUGUUUCGGCCUUGGGAAUCACAGUCAAAUAGUUUAAAAACAAACAGGGAUAAUUGCGAUCAUGGUAGAUUUUUGUGUAAAAGUAAUACAACUUCAAAAUGUGAUUGGCCAGUUGAGAUGAAUAAUGAGCAACAACGUGUAAUAAAAAGUAAAACAGAGGUACAUAAUAGAUCAGCUGUUGAUACUGGCGAAAGAAAAAUGGACCAGACACAUAAAGCUUCCCUCUCAAAGUCAUCUGAUAGCAGCCGAAAGGAAUAUGACCACAUAUCAAGAAAUGAAGAUGCAAAAACACAAAUUUCACGAGAAAAUACAUGUGUACAAAAAGCUGAUUCCACAUCAAAAAAAGCUUUCAAACGUAAAUCUGAUGGAACCAGAGGAAGUAAAAAGGGCCUAAAGCCAAUUGAUAUCUGCCAGAAAUACAAGCUUAGUUCAGUUGGAAUGCCAUCUAUUGACACAAGGUUAUGUUCCUUGAGUACCGCAGCUUACCCAAGAGUAAAUACAUCUUUUGGUUCACUCUCCACUGUUGCAAGACCAAGCAUUUGUCUUCGUAAUAAUAUCAUUGAAUCAUACAGAGAGUUCAAAUUAACUUCGGAACUUUUUGCAUUAGGAAAGGUAGACAAAAACAUGAGGAAUUAUCAUCUUUCUCAGGCAAAAUCUGAGUCAUCAAAUAGUUUGAAGAGAAAGAAAGAACAUGACAUUCCUUUCAGUUUGGAUUCAAAGAAGUUGAAAGUUAACACAACUGAUAAAGAAAUUGAUUUCAGGUCCAUACCAGUGUCUUUAAAUUCCGAAAAGGCUACAAAGCAAACAAACAAGGAUGGACGUUAUGUUUCCAGGGAAUCAAAAUUACAAGCUAUGCAUCCAAAAUUGCGCCAUAAAUUGCCAGAAAACAGAUCAUUUGUAUGCCAAGAUAGUAUUGACACAGUUAAGAAGUUUGUUGGAGAUGGAGAUGCGACAGUGCGUGAAUUGUCAAGAAGAGCCAAUGUGACUAGUUCAAAUGAGAUUGACAAGUCACUUAAGAUAGGCAAAGAUAGGAAAUUGGAAGAGAGGAGUUUCAAUGGAAAUAAAAACCGCGAAAGGUUUGUUCAUAUAUCACUGGACAAGUUUGAGCUGAAGACAAAACUAAAGUCUACUGCAAGAUCUAGUAAUCCCAAUAAGAAAGUACCUGAUAUUAGACUCACCGAUUUAAAAUUACAUUUACUCGAUAAAGGUUGCCAAGCUGCUAAGAAAGGGUUAUUAAUGAGGUGGAAAUCAAAAGCUGCAGAUCAGGAGGAUGACAAGAUGGCGGAAAAAUCUGUUGACACAACCACCUGUGAAUUUGAAUUGGCUAAAUCCCAAGACACUUCUGAACGUGUUAAGCCAAUAACUGAUACUUUGGUUGAUACCUCUGCAUGUUCUGCAGAAAACAUUGCGUCACUGUUUGGAGCUGAAUUAGAAGUGGGCAAUUUUGAUGGAAGCCAAUCCUCGAAAGCUGUGAUUGAGGCACCCAGUUCCUUUUCAUUACAAUCGUCUACAAGCAGGGCAAUAUCACAGAGUUUACAUGGUAUGAUAAUAUCCAAUACUGAAAGGUGUAAAAGUUCAGUGGAGAAGGAAAGAUGUACUGAAAAUGUUCUUGAUAUUUGUGACAGUACUGGCUUAGUUGAAGGCAUUGACAAGAGUGAUUUAGAUGACACACAUGAAGUUAAUGAGUGCAUAAUUUAUACCGGUUCUUCAAGUACUGGAACUGAAACAAGUAGUUGUAUGAUCCUGAAAUCUGCUGAAGCUUUUGGCCAGUCAAAUGGGUCAAAUGAGAGUCCUCAACCAGUGGUUGCUAAUGAAUGCACAUUUCAGGUUGCCAAACAAUUAGUAUUUGAAGUUAAUGCAUGUAAUCCUGAAUAUGAACAAGUGGUAAAUGAUAGAAAAUUAGACAAAGCUGUUUGUUAUAAUCAGUUGGAGUUAGAUCAGACCAAACUGGAAAACAAUUGUACAUCAGAAAUUGUAUGUGAAACAACUCUCAUUAAUGAAGAUGAAAAAUAUUUGCAAGCAAGGAAAGAGUUGUCAAGUAUUAACCAACUACCCAACAAGUCAGAUUGUAAAAUGCUUCCACCCCUUUUGCCUUUAUGUGGCUCUAGCUCCAGUGUUUGGUACUGUCCAACUCUAGAGGAUUUCUGCAACUAUAGAAAGUCAAUGGUAGAACGGAUACAAGCAGAUGGGGGAGAUGGUAAGUUUCAAACUGAAGACAUUCUUUCAAGCCCAGAGCAAACAAGUUUGUCUGAUAAUCAACAAAAGGCAUGUGCAACAACAACUAAAAUUAUUGAAACAGAAACGAGUAAAGAAAACCUUACCACAGAGAUAUAUACUGCAACACCUUUGCAUGAAAGUUCUUUUGAUACUUCAUGCUCAUAUGGAGAAGAGGUCUUGAAUGCUUCAAUAAGUAGUUCCAACUCGAGCAAAUCUGAAAAUGUCAACUGUUCUCAAAAUGAAACACAAACAAAAGACAGUAUUUUUGACAAGAAUAGGCAUGCCAUGUUCAGUGCUGCUGAAAAUGAUGAUUUCUUAAACUUGGCUGAAUCUAAUGAUGAGAUUCUUGAAAACAUUGUUCUCAAUAUGUAUGAAGACUCCAAUUUAAUCCAAGACCUGUCUGAUGACUUUGCUAAAGGUGAUAACUUUGAAUUCAAUGAUUUUCAUGAUAAACCAGAAACUUCAGCAGCUGAUCUUGAGUCUGUUAUGCCAAACAGUAAUCCUGAACACGAAGCAAGUGAGGAUCCAGUUGAAAUCCAAAAAUUGAGUGAAGGGUAUGAAAAGGGUUUUGCUUUAUCUGAAUGUGAUGGAUUUACAUUGCAAUUCAAUAGAAAUAAUGCUGGUGCAGAUUCCUUUAGAAAUCAACACAAUGAAUCUAAUGACCAACAAGAGAACAUUCCUUCAAAAAGAAGGCAUCCUAAAUUUGAAAAGAAAUUCCCGUUUAGUUUGCCUAAAGCAAAAGCAAAACCAAGUGAGCUAGAGCUGCUGGCAUCUGCUGAAAAAUUCUUACAGGAUUUUGACAAAAAGAACAAAAGAACCCGCCAUGAAAGCAAAAGGGUGGAUCAAUCACAAAAUGAAUGUCAACCUUCAGAAUGUGUUAAGGAAUCUAAGAAUACCAAGGGGAGCCAAAUAAAGGAUGAGCCAGUCAAAAGAGUGACCAGAACACAUACUGCUACUAUGAAGAACAAACAGUCAAAAAAUAUAGUUGGAUGGGAAGAUUCAUCUGGUGGAAAAGGUAUCAGUGAUACAAGAGGUCCUAAAGAAACGAAAAAUACAGCCAAAAGUAAAAAAGAUGAUGCAUCUAAGAAGACAGUUGAGAAAGAUUUGGUAGCUCUACCAAAACUACCAACAUUAAAAUUAAAAUCACUUAAGCAUAUCAACCAAAAGAAGAUGUGGUCAUUCAAAGAAGCUACCAAUAUUAAGUCAACAGAAUCUGCUAUCUCAAACAAAGAGGACGACACAAUGUCAGAUUCAGGUAUGAUGAAAAAUUCUAAGAAGUCCAGAACAGAGAUGGAACAAUGUGGUGGUGGAAAAUCAGACCCUGAUAAUGACUCAAGAAAUAGUAACCAAAGUGCUGAUUCAGAGGACCUAAAUGAAAAGAAGAAGCAGUUUCUGUCUCAGGUGCUUACGUGUAAAGUGUGUGGCCUUGUAGGAGAGCGCAAGGAGGAGGUUGACCAGCACUACCUGCGGCAGCAUCCUGGCUGGUGCCUGUCCUGCAGCAAGCUGUUUGAAUCAGUGGAACUGCUGAAUCUUCACAAAAAGCGUAACCAUGACGUUUUAAUCUGCUGUGGUGUCUGCAAUUCUGUCUUCUGCUACAAGGCUCACUACAUGCGCCACAUGACAUCUUCCAUUCAUGCCAAGAACCUAAAAGAGUUCCAAAAACGUCGUCAGCAGCAGCAACGAGGCUUGUUGCACACUGUAACCAUCAGCAGCGAUGAUGAAAAUGGAGAAGAGAGCCAUCCUAGAAAUGUGAACCAUGAAGAAGAGACAAUCAAGAGAAAAUUUGAUAUUAAGGAUGGAAAAAAGACGCUAAAGAAACAGAAGACUCACGAGAAGGACCCAAAGUUACAUAAAAAUGCUGCUAAGAGAGUUUUUGAUCCAAAGGGUGAGACAACUGAGGAUGGUUUAGUAUUAUGUUUAGCUUGUCAGAAAUAUUAUAAAUAUUUCAACAAGCAUUUGAAAUCCCAGAUGCACGAGAACAAUGUGAAUUCGAUUGUUAUUGAAGACAGCGAUGAAAGUGAACUUGAUGAAGAAAAUGAAGAUAAAAGCAUAGAGAAAGAAAUAGAUGAGGUCAUCUCAUUGAAAUCUAGCCCACAUGCAUCAGAGACAUCUUGCACAUAUAAUUCAGAUGCUACAGAUUGGGAAGAUGGUUCAGCUGAACAGUCUCAGCAUUCAGGGACUUUGAACUGUGGAAUGGAUAGUGAAAAUGUGCUGGAGGAGGGAUGCUAUGAUGUCGUUCAGAAUCGCAACAUCCUGAAAUUAAAACUAAGACCUGUUAACACAGUUGAUCUCAUUAAGGCUAGAGACCACAAGGCCAAAAUGUGCAGUCCUGCGUUACUAAUCAAAAACAUCUCUGCAGACAUGAACAAUAAUGAGCAUUGUCAGAUUUACAGGUUUCCAAGUGAUAGAGAAGAAAAAGAUACGUCAGUCAGUACCAACAAAAUAGAUAUAAACAUAGUAAAAAGUGCGGGAUCUAAUGUUAUUGAAAUUAUAGAUAAUCUUGCAGCAGACAACAGUGACACAGAAAUGAUCUUCGAAGGCGUUGACAUGGACUGCUCCAAACAUUUCUAUUCGUAUCAUGACAAUGACAUUGAUCAGGAUUGUAUGUACACAUGCAGUAGUGCGGUAGAUGAUCCAAUCCUAGAAGGGUUCUGUGUGAUUGAGAAUGUUGAGACUUUGAGUAAGGAGAGUUUUAGACUUGAUGGUAACAACGAAUCAGCUGGGAACAGGUGUGGCCUUGAUCCCUUAGUGGAUGUCAGUACAGACACAGGUGAAAUGAUUGAAAUGUUAGCACAACAAAUUGAACAGAAUUUACCAAGAACGAGCUUGUAACUGUUCUUUUUUAAUCAUAGUUUGAUUUAAACGGUAUGUAAUGGUUUGGGAGUGUUGUUAAAACAACUUUAUUUCCAUAUUCUUAUUGAUGUAUCAUUUGUCAUGAUUUGUGCUUUGCUUUUGUUGAUUUAUACUCGUUAUACCGGGUAUUUAGAUGGUGAUUUUAAGAUGCAUUUUUUAUUUUGUUAACAUUUUGUAAUCAGGUACUUAUUUCGGUUGGUGAAUAUAUUAUUGCUAGAAAACAUGGCAAUUUGUUUUUGAAAUGUUUUUGCUUAAAAUAAGAUUGGUAUUAUAAGUGAAUUUUAUUUCAAUUUGAUGUUGUUUUUAAGUAAGUGUUUUUGUUACUCUGGUGGUGUUUUGUUUCAAAUGUAGAAAUUUGUUUAAAAAGCACCAGUAGUAAGUUGCUUGUGAGUCACACAGUUUUAUGCAUUAAGUACACUCAUAUUUGUUACUUUAAGACAUGUUGUUGUUUUAGCUUUGUUUUAAGCACAGACUGCAUUCAAUAAAACAUUACAUAUACAAUAGCAACUCAUAUAAAUACAUAUAUGUAAUUUAUAUCACAUAAUGUAGAGGGUGUUCUGUAAUAGAGGAUGCAUUCAAAAUAUCUUUCCAAGCAAGUUCCAAACUUCAUAUUUAUGCCCCCCUUUGAAGAAGAGGGGGUAUAUUGUUUUGCACAUGUCGGUCCGUCCACCAGAUUGUUUCUGAAUGAUAACUCAAGAAUUCUUACGCCUAGGAUCAUGAAACUUCAUAGGUACAUUGAUCAUGACUGGCAGAUGACACCUAUAAAUUUUCAGGUAACAAGGUUAAAGGUCAAGGUCACAGUGACUCGAAACAGUAAAAUGGUUUCCUGAUGAUAACUCAAAUAUGAUUAGGAUUAGGAUCAUAAAACAUCAUAGGUACAUUGAUCAUGACUGGCAGAUGACCCCUAUUAAUUUUCAGGUCACUAGGUCAAAGGUCAAGGUCACAGUGACAAAAAACGUAUUCACACAAUGGCUGCCACUACAACUGACAGCCCAUAUGGGGGGCAUGCAUGUUUUACAAACAGCCCUUGUUAUGUGUUCUGAGCUGAACUUUUUCCCUUUCCAUACAAAAUUUAUGUUUAGUACAGAAAUGGCAUACAAUUUAAUUAACAUAUGCAGUGUUUUAUUUAGAGAUUCUUCUUUUCCAUAUAGUUGUAUCUUCUAUAAAUAGUGUUAAUGUAUGUUCUACUUUAUGAAAGAAAUGCUUGUAUGAGUACAGGUUGCUUGUUGACCAUCUUUCUCUGUGAAUUUUAGAGUGUUAGAAGUAUUUUGAUACUGAUCUGAUAUUUUAUGUGUACAUUGAUUUAUGUUUUUUAUUCUGCAUAGGGAGCAGAUUGUUUAGCUUAUUUGUUUUUGAUACUGAUCUCAUAUUUAACAUGUUGAUUUGUUUUAUGUUUAAUGUUCUGCAAAGGAAGCAGAUUAUUGUUAAGCUUACUUUUCUAUUGUGAUUUAUUCAUUGAUAUUUUUCUUUUUAUUACAAUACAUGUUUAGUUUCGCUUUUUAAGUUUCACAUUGGCACUGCUUGUUUUAUACUCUAUUUGAGAUGACGGUUUUAAAAGAAAU